This is a messenger RNA of Macadamia integrifolia, 2870 nucleotides long. Its product is annotated as glycosyltransferase family 92 protein RCOM_0530710-like. Lineage: Eukaryota; Viridiplantae; Streptophyta; Magnoliopsida; Proteales; Proteaceae. The record is from RefSeq and is a predicted model, not a curated record. The transcript has a single exon. The coding region runs from base 573 to 2501 and encodes 642 amino acids.
ACAAAGAUUACCAAUUAAUGGGGUUUCUAAAUUGGGUUCCAUCCCACACAUACACACACAAAUUUUUUAUUUUUUUUCUUUGGGUAAGUAAAAUAUGGUCAAACAAGUGCGAUACUUGUUUAAUUGCAAAAGGGUAUGGGGCUAUGGGCAUUAUUAUUGCAUAUGCCAUGUUUGAACUUUGAACAGAGAAUACAAUAGAAUAAGAGAUAAUACAGAGCAGCAGCAGCAGAGAAAGAGGACUUACAGAAGUGAGUGGACUUUCUUAGUUGCAGCAAAUUACGGCUGUCGUCUCUUCUUCCUCCUUUCUCCUCCUCCUUCAACCCUCAUUAACUACACGUUGCGUUCGCGUUCGCGUUCGCGUUCGCGUUCCCUUCUGAGGAAUCCUCUCUCUCUCUCUCCCUCUCUCCCUCUCUCCCUCUCUCCCUCUCUCGAGGUUCCUCCGUAUCUACUCUCUCGUCUUCCUCCUACUACAGGUCUCCCUAUCAGCUCAGCUCUGCUCCUGAGAUCUACCACUUCAUAUCGUCAUCGCGAAGCAGCAGCUUUGGGUCUGGUUUGAUUGGCUAGUAAUACAGAUGUACCAGCAAAUGGAUUCUGAGCACCAACGCCGCAAGCGAAAGCACUUCCCAAGAUCUCAUCUUUUGUCCUCCUCACUCUCCUGCCACUAUCCUGUCUCCGUCUAUCCCGUCCUCCUCCUCUUCUGCUGUUUCGUCUUCCUCCUCGAUGGCUUCUCCACCACCGGCUCAUCUCCCUUCGGCCCUGUUCUGAUUAUCUCUAGCUUGCCUCUACUGUCGUCUUCAGCAUCGGACGCGAGCAAUUCCAUCUUAGAUUCUGCCAAUUAUGAUGAUGGGGGGCCAUUGCCAUUCAUUGUUGAGGAUCGGGUCUUGUUCCCUGACCAUGUUUUGCUGGUAGUGUCUAAGAGGACGACAAUGAUGACCAGCGGUCUUUCUCUGUUGCAUCGGAACACGGCGUUGAAUUGUGUCUACCAUCCUCUGCCCUCCAUUAACACCAACAAAUCGAAUGAGUUAGGUAACGAGAGCCCCCGCAGCAUCUCACUUUCCCUUCUAUCUGCGGACGAAUUCGAUAGUUACAGGUCAAUUGUCCGAUGUCCCUCACCUCCGGCUAAUCACUCCACCUGGGUUCUUCUAGAGAGGAGUGGAAUUAGAGAACACCACCGCAGCAGAGAAGAAUUAGAAGAUAAUGCGUUGGUAGGAAUUGGAAGUAAUCGUUCAAUUCAUUCGUGGGAGGCGCCGUUGGUUUACGGUGCAUCUCUGGAUGGAGACACGGCUGUGGUGUUCGUUAAAGGAUUGAAUCUUCGCCCUGACAGAGCUUCCGAUCCAACGCAAUUCGUCUGCCACUUCGGUUGGGGAAAUUGGCAGAGACAUCCCCAGUUCGCUCUCACCACACAGGCCAUUACUGCUGCACAGGAAGUAAUCCGGUGCUCUCUCCCUAUUAGCAUUCGAAACAAUCCCACUAGAGCUAAUGGAAUCCGAGUCACCAUUGGUGCAGCUUCACUGGGAACAUCAGGCCGAGUGAGGAGGACUACUCCCCUUUAUAUUCCCCUUCCUUCCGUCGCUAAGAUCAUCGAUUCCACCACCACCACUGCUGAAGCUCAAGAGGAGAGCAAAGGUAAGGAAGAGAAGAAGUAUGAGCUAUGUGUGUGCACUAUGGUUUGGAACCAAGCCUCCUCCCUGCGCGAAUGGAUCACCUACCAUGCCUGGCUAGGAGUUGAGCGCUGGUUCAUCUAUGACAACAACAGCAAUGACGACAUCAAGCAAGUGAUCGACGAACUCGAUCAAGAGAACUACAAAGUUAGCAGACACGUCUGGCCUUGGCUGAAGACCCAGGAAGCUGGUUUCUCCCACUGCACCAUUAGGGCAAAGGCCGAAUGCAAUUGGGUAGGAUUCAUGGAUGUUGAUGAGUUCUUCUACUUACCUGUUCCCUCUACCAAUAGCUUGGGAUACCCAGGUCGAGAUUCCCUCAAAUCCCUUGUUUCAAAUUUCUCCUCAACAACCAUUGGUGAGAUCAGGACAGCAUGCCACAGCUUUGGACCGUCAGGGCUAAGAACGCCUCCUUCUCAGGGAGUGACGUUGGGGUAUACCUGCCGGCUUCAGAGCCCUGAGAGGCACAAAUCCAUUAUACGCCCCAAUGCUCUCGAUGACACACUACUCAAUGUGGUUCACCAUUUCCGGCUAAAGACAGGAUACACUUCCCUAAACCUGCCUCAGAGUACAGCCAUCAUAAACCACUACAAGUACCAAGUAUGGGAAGCAUUCAAGGCCAAGUUCUUUCGAAGGGUUGCCACUUACGUCGCCGAUUGGCAAGAGAACCAGAAUGAGGGAUCAAAGGACAGGGCUCCUGGGCUUGGGACUGAGGCCAUCGAACCACCCAAUUGGCACCUUCAGUUCUGCGAGGUAUGGGACACAGGGCUUAGGGACUUCGUCAUGGCCAACCUGGCUGAUCCUGCAAAUGGGGUAUUGCCCUGGAGGAGCUCUCUUCAGUGACAAACAUCUUUGUUGGCCUAUGUACAAUGAAUCACUUGUAGAACCACACCCAUUCUUUAUUUCCAUAUAUCUAUAUAUAUAUAUAUUUUUUUCAGCUUUUGUUCCUGAUUUUUUGUUUUGCCUGACACAGAGAAUUACAGGGUUUUACAUUAUUGUAAUUUUGUGAGGACAUGACUACAUGACACGAUUGGAUUUUUCUCAUACUAAACCGAUGAAUUUCAUUAAUUCAUUCUCGAUUUCUCCUGUUCUUUCAGUUGAUGCAGUGAUCUGAUUAUGUGAGUUUACCUGGGUCUCUACUUGUUUCCAUGUAAAAACGCGCAAAAAGGGGGGAAAAUCCUCAUAAGAAUUUCUGCUGUUUUUGUUUGUUUU